AUGGCGGAUUCUAACCGCUUGGAAGAGCUUUUGAAAAGACCUCUCUAUGGUAUGGCUCCUUUUGAUCUGAUGACCCAUCCCGAAUAUCCACUAACCUGCAUAGUUUAUGACCUUCCACCAGAGCUUCUUGCGUCCCUAAGCGCAAAAUCCGCAAAUCAGCCUGUCGCCGAACAGACCCAGCAAGCCCCCGAGACGACUCCCAAGGAUCCAGAGCUUGCAGCGCAAGAAUCUGCAAUCGCAACGUCGACACUAUGCUCCCUAUGCAAGGUUUCUUACCUCGGUGUGCAAGAGCAACGAAGCCACGUCCGUUCCGAUCACCACCGUUACAACCUCAAAGCCCAACUCCGUGGCAACGCACCCCUCGAUGAGAUUCAAUUUGCCAAGGCCGUUGGAGAGCUGGAUGAAUCUAUCUCUGGAUCAGAGUCAUCCGAAUCGGAGGAGGAAGAAGCUGAUGGAAGCGGCGACACCACGCUUACGGCGUUGCUGAAAAGACAAGCCAAGCUGUCGGAGGCGAAUGAGGAGGCUACAACUCCUGCGACGGGAGGAUCGCCGAAGAAUCCACUGUUUUGGUUCUCAAGCUCAGGCUUGCCGUCUAACAAGUCACUGGGAAUCUAUAGGGCGAUCUUCUCAGACGUCGAGCAGGAUGCGCCUGCAUACUUGGUGGAAUCAUUACGAAAGAAGCAACUCGCGCCUGUCAAGGCGCGUACCAAUAAUGCACAAGUUCAAAAGGACCCAUCGGCUUCUGGUCCUCACAUAUUUAUGUGUAUGAUUGGUGGUGGUCACUUCGCCGCCAUGGUGGUAUCGCUGGCGCCAGAGAUUCACCGCAAACAGGGUGGCGUGGAGGAGAGGCAGGCAAGAGUGAUCGCACACAAGACAUUCCACCGAUAUACGACGCGACGGAAGCAAGGUGGUUCCCAGUCGGCCAGCGAUGCAUCUCGAGGACCUGCCCAUUCAGCGGGUUCUAGCCUACGUCGCUACAACGAAGUUGCAUUGGAGAAGGACAUUCGUGAGCUUCUGGCGGACUGGCGGCAAAUGAUCGACAGUGCAGAGCUUUUGUUUGUUCGUGCCACGGGAAAGACCAACAGACGGAUUCUUUUCGAGAAGUAUGAGGGCCAUGUCUUGAAGCAAAAUGACCCUCGCCUGCGCGGGUUCCCCUUUAACACUCGUCGAGCCACUCAAGGCGAACUUAUGCGAUGCUUCAAGGAGUUGACCCGUGUGAAGGUCAGCGAGAUCGAUGAGGCUGCUCUGGCAGCUGCGGCGGAAGCUGCAAAACAAAAGGAAGAAUCUAAGCCCUCCACGCCGCGUCCACAGCCUCAAAAGCCCAAGCUGUCGAAGGAAGAGGAGGCUGCACUGCUCCAUACAUCUCAGAUUCAAGCCCUCAUCCGGCGCUCUAAAGUUCCGGCUCUAUUGUCUUACAUCUCCAACAACUCCAUCCCCUCAUCAUUCACCUUCCAGCCGUCCGACUCCCCUCAAAACUUCCGCUGCCCAACACCUCUCCACCUUGCCGCCAACAACAAUGCCCCGGCUGUUGUGAAUGCCCUUCUCACUCGAGCUACCUCAGACCCAACUGUUGUGAAUGGCGAGGGUCGUACCCCAUUUGAGCUUUGUGGAGAUCGUCCCACCCGGGAUGCAUUCCGUAUAGCCCGACAUGAACUCGGAGAGUCAAAAUGGGAUUGGUCAGAGGCAAAAGUCCCGGCUGCUAUUUCCAAAGCAGACGCGGACAGCCGAGCUGAAAGGGAACGAAGGGAAGCAAUAGAAGAGGAGAAUAAUCGGCGCAAGACCAGUUUGGAACGUCUGAAGAAUGAAGAUGCCGCCAGGGCUGCACAACAAACAUCGAAAGCUGGCGGACGAACCCUGGGAGCAGUGGAGAAAACUGCCGCCGAGAAGCGCGAUGAGGAGACUCGGGGUAUGACACCAGAGAUGAGGAUGAAACUCGAAAGAGAGAGGCGAGCGAGGGCUGCCGAAGAACGUUUCCGAAGAAUGCAGGGGAACUGA
Molecule: messenger RNA, 1995 nt
Organism: Penicillium daleae
Lineage: Eukaryota; Fungi; Ascomycota; Eurotiomycetes; Eurotiales; Aspergillaceae
Product: putative C2H2 finger and ankyrin domain protein
Exons: 1
Coding region: 1-1995 (664 amino acids)
Source: RefSeq, a predicted model, not a curated record